Molecule: messenger RNA, 7665 nt
Organism: Bombus huntii
Lineage: Eukaryota; Metazoa; Arthropoda; Insecta; Hymenoptera; Apidae
Gene: Sema1a
Product: semaphorin-1A
Exons: 10
Coding region: 1510-3822 (770 amino acids)
Biological process (GO): negative chemotaxis; semaphorin-plexin signaling pathway; axon guidance
Molecular function (GO): semaphorin receptor binding; chemorepellent activity
Source: RefSeq, a predicted model, not a curated record
AUCGAUUCGGCGGCCCUGCAAGCUCGAAAAACUUUCCGUUUCCGCGUUUCUUGCGGCUGCUGAUGUUUCUUUACAAAGUAAGCGGUAGUUUGUUUUCGUUGGUUUGAUAGGAACGCGUGUGGUGCGGUGUAGAAAGUGACCGUUCUACGAACCGAUGUGCUGAUAGAAACGUGACUGUUGGUUAUGCGGUGGUUCCUGUCACGAACAGCAGCCCUUGUUCAACCCCUGUUUCACGAGUCUCGCUGCGACGAAGGAGGGAAGCUCUGCAUGAUACAAGCGUGGAGGUCACUGCAUUGCGAUUGGCGGCGCUGUAGUAGCGUCGACGAGAUACCAACAAGGACGACUACGGCGGCGGCGGCGGCGGCGGCGGUGACGACGACGACGACGACGACGACGUCGACGACAACGACGACGACGACGACGAGGACGUCGACAAGAACGACGGCGUGAUCGUGUCGCGGGGGUGGUGGGGUUGAAAAUCGGCGCUUGCCCGGUGUCUCCUGUAUGCCUCUAUCUCCCCUCGAUUUCCUUCCCCUUUUUCCAUCCACUGCCCCCUAUUCUCUCUGGCGGCUCUUACUCCUACCCACCACGUGCGUAAGAGGUACGUGUGCGUGCUGUAGCGGCGCGUAGCCACGCACAUGCGAUCCGGAGUAGAGGAGAGAACGAGCGCAGCACUAUCGACGCGGCUGCGCGUACAACCGGCCGAUUCUACCCGAGAGGGGCUUCGUGUGUAGUGGGGGGCGCGUGUCACCUGUCGUGGCGUUGCGCGGUGUCAGUGUGACGCCGACCGUCGUGAGUAUCGGAUCGUUUCGCGGUGCGUUUAGACAUCACUGAUCGCACGGUGUAUCGGGAUAGACGCAUACGAUCGCGUAUUAUAUCUACGUUGCGUUCGUGCGCCGAUUCGUCGUUGCCUGCGUCUCUUUCGCUUACACGCGUACACGCACGCGUCUCUUCUCUCUCUUUCCCUCUCUCUCUCUCUCUCUCUCUCCCUCCCCCCCCUCUCUCUCUCUCACUCUAUCUUUCUCACUCUGUGUCUCUUUCUUUUUCUCUGUCGCUCGUCCGCUUUUCUCCCCUCACAUAAUCUCUCCUCGUCCCUUUUCGAUCGCCGGCCGAUUUUCGGAUACGUCGUCGAGGUGCGUGCAGGCACGCCGCGUUCGAUCUCGUGAAUGUGCGCGAUCAGGAAGACGACCGUCCGCAAGGAAACAUGCGUGAACAGAGCUGGAGGACAACGACUGCGACAACGACGAGGAGCACGCUGCACGUGACUGCGGCACCCUCGCACGUUUUGCUGCAGUGAGUGGAGAGAAAGGGAGGAAAAAGAGAGUGAUAGAAACACGUCCUUUCUCCUUCCGUUGUUACGUCGGAGCCUGUGCUUAACGGGGAGUAAAGAGUGCCGGUGGUUGGUGCGGUAUUCGUGAGUUACCGAGGUUCUUUCUCCUUUGCGUGAUCCACGGAGGAGACUACGAAUCCUGGCACGUUUUCGGCGUCGUUCGAACCAUCCGAGAGAAGAUGAGGCGUACCAUCUUGGAAACGAGGAUGCACCCCGUGUUAUCCUGCUGGUGCGUUGUCGCCACCGUCACCCUCGUCUUCGCUGCAUGGCAGGAAAACAUCAGGCCGAAGAUGUACGUCCAACUCGGUGCCGAAGAUGUGUUCAGGUUUACGGGGAACGAGACGCACACAGACUACUUUCGGCUGGUACUCCGGGACGGGAACUAUCUUCUGGUCGGCGGAAGAAAUCUCGUGCACAAUCUGAGCCUGACUGAUUUGACCGAGCAACAAAGGUUGACUUGGUACUCGACCGACAGUGACGUGAAGAUGUGCCUGGUGAAGGGCACGCCCGAGGAGAAUUGCCAGAACUACAUUCGCAUCCUCGUCAAGACGGACUCGAACACGUUGCUGGUGUGCGCGACCAACGCUUUCAAGCCGAUGUGCCGCGACUACGGGGUACACCCCGGCAACUAUACGAUCCUGAAGGAGAAGGGAGGCCAGGCGAUGUGCCCGUACGACCCUCGUCACAACAGCACCUUCGUCUACGUGGACGGAGAACUUUACACCGGCACGGUGGCCGAUUUCGCGGGCAUGGAUCCCAUCAUCUAUAGGGAGCCGCUGCAGACCGAGCAGUACGACUCCAAGAGCCUAAACGCGCCAAACUUUGUCAGCUCCAUGGCCCAGGGAGACUUCGUCUACUUCUUCUUCCGGGAGACCGCCGUGGAAUAUAUCAAUUGCGGCAAGACCGUCUAUUCUCGCGUGGCGAGAGUCUGUAAAUACGAUCGAGGUGGUCCGCAUCGAUAUCGCAAUAGGUGGACCUCGUUCCUAAAGUCCCGUCUCAAUUGUUCCGUCACCGGAGACUUUCCUUUCUACUUCAACGAGAUACAAUCAACGACGGAACUGAUAUCGGGUCAGUACGGCAAUAAGUCGGCGCAGCUGAUUUACGGCACGUUCACUACCCCAGUGAACAGCAUCAGCGGCUCGGCCGUCUGCGCCUUUUCCUUGCAAGACGUCACCGACACGUUCAAGGGUAACUUCAAGGAACAGAGCGCCAUCAAUUCGAACUGGCUGCCGGUUCAGAGUACCAAGGUUCCGGACCCGAGGCCCGGCCAGUGCGUCAACGACUCCCGAUCUCUGCCCGAUCUGACCCUCAAUUUUAUCAACACGCACUCCCUCAUGGACGAGCUGGUGCCGAGCUUCUUCGGUCAGCCUAUCGUCAUACGCACCAGUUUCCAUUACAGAUUCACGCAGAUCGCCGUGGAUCCCCAGGUGAAGACUCCCGGCGGUAAGACGUACGACGUGUUGUUCAUCGGUACGGACAAUGGAAAGGUGAUCAAGGCGGUGAACGCCGAGUCGGCGGACACACACCUGAAGGUCAGCCCUGUGGUGAUCGAGGAGAUCCAGGCGUUCCCGUCAACGGUGCCGGUGCGCGGCAUCAAAGUGGUGAGAGCCUCGCAGGCCGGCGACGGCCUCGAGGACGGCAGGCUGGUCGUGAUCGCCGAUAGCCAAGUUCAGGCGCUCAGGCUACACCGGUGCUACAGCGAUAGGAUCUUGUCGUGCGGCGAGUGCGUGGCCCUGCAGGAUCCGUAUUGCGCCUGGGACAAGGUCGAGGGCAAAUGCCGAGCGCUGGUCGGGCCAGCGGCCACCGAUGCGAGCAGAUUUCUGCAGAGCGUGGCGACCGGGCUGCACGCCUCGUGUCCACCGAGCAAAACUUCGAACAAGGACGCGAGCAGCGUCGGCGCCAUCUCCGCCAACCAGAACAAAUUCCCGCAGGACUCGAUGAUACCGAAUAAGGAGGGUCAAGGCGGGGAGAUCAUCAAUAUCAUGCAGGACGAGGAACAGGAUAAUUCGGGUCCCGAGGUAUCGGCGGCAGACUCCCCACCGCCGCAGUAUUCCGUGGAGACCCUGGUGAUGGCCGUGGUAGCCGGCGCGUUGGCAGCUCUGUUGGUCGGCUUCGUCGCAGGCUACCUGUGCGGCAGGAAAUGUAGAAAAGACGAGGACGAUAAUCUGCCGUAUCCGGACACGGAGUACGAGUACUUCGAGCAACGUCAAAACGUGAACAGGCUAGCGCCGGAGCCGAAACUACUGCCCCAGGAGGAAGUGACUUACGCGGAACCGGUGCUGGUUCCGCAGCCUCCGAAGCUUCAUUCGCCGAAAGGGACGAUGCGAAAGCCGCCACCAACCCCGACGGAAACGCUGUUCCAGUUCCCAGACGGAUAUGGUUUCCGCGGGCCGAGGGACAACUUUGGGACCCUACGAUCCCACCAGGGUGACGCGUAUCGACGCAACGAUGGGUUCGCGACCACCCGCAGCGUGAAGAAGGUUUAUCUCUGAGAAACGAGCGAGGAGGGAGGUGGCCGUCACCGGAGCUUAGGACGGCCAGCGCGCAAUCGGCACAACGCGACCACAGCGGCCAGGAGUAGUCGCGCUGUGACGUCUGGGGGACAGUCGAAUCGCGAACUCGCGGGCCCGAGGGCGCUUGAAUCGCCUUCGCCACCCUCGAGCGUCUCGUCUAGUUCCCCGUCUCCUCCCUCCUCGUCACCCUCGCCGACCCUCGUACCGAUCGCCAUGAGCGGUGGUUCGCCACCACCGCCGACGCCGCCCUGCAGCUACAUCUAUCGAUCAUAGUCGUCGUCGUCGUCGGCGUCGGCUUCCUCGCCGCCGCCGUCGUACUCUGCUUCUUGUUACGCGACGCCAGCAGCAGGGACGCCGUUCUACAGUCCCGCUGCGCGUUCCGAUCCUGUAUAGUAGCGUGCGAGCGCUCACUUUCCCUGUUUUCGUUUCCUUUCGUUGCGCGUUCCUUGCGUUUUCGCUUGAUCCUCGGUUGCCUUUCAGUCCGUCGGAAUCGCCGAUACGGGCAUCGGUCGAGUCUACUACCGAGUAUCAUGUGGUCGUCCGACGACGAUUCUUCUCGAGGGAAAGGACUGCUCCGGUAAGCCGGCCGUGUCGAUCGAGCUCGGUAAUCAGGCUCGAUCGUGCUAGAUGGUGCAUUGAGUCGUUCGCAAUGGAACGUCGCGAUCUCCGCCGUUUUAUCGAUCGAUUCCCGAAAACCCACGCGUAGUAUUAUGGCAAAGGUUACUUCUCGUGAAGUCAAUUAAAAGAGACUAUCGUCGGACUCGACUUGCGAUUUUUCUAAUGUUGUAAUAUUUAACGCGAGUGUUUGACAGUGCCAUAAUUGUUCGCGUAAUACUACCGCGUGCCUCGAAACUAAGGGAUGCCAGCGUGAAACGCGCCACGCUCGUUUCGUCUCUGUCCCAUUCGAUAGAGGGACGAACGAUCGAACUCUCUCGAUUCGAUGGUGGACAGGAAGCAGAGGGAGGGAAUGAAACGAAGAAAAGGGAAUAUAUGACGUUGGACUUUAGUCGUCACGGCAUCGUGCCAUAAACGUUGGAUCGUUUGCCGUAAAAUCGCGGAGAUCGCCACGUCGCCUUUACGAUGCGUCGGUUAAUCGGCAGACUCUCUUUAAGCGACUGAUAGUUUGGCGAAACGGAGUUAUCGCCGAGAGAUUACCACGGCCGAUUUCUAAUUUUAUCGUACGUUUCGGAAACGCGCGUUUCGCCACCUGCACACAUACGUAAUACAGAGAGCAAAUGGGAAUAGCUAGAGACAGAGCUAGAGAAGAACAAGUAUGCGUGAGAGGUGUCUAAAAUUUAACAGAGAGAAAGAAGUUAAAGAGGGAAGGUAGAGGGAGAGAGCUAGCCAUGGAGAGAGGAAACGAAUGAGACAUAGAACUUGUAUGUAAAUAAUACACGUAUAUAGAAAGAGAAGAAACAAAUAACAUAUACGAAGAAGUUUAAGAGUUCUAUGAGCUGCAGAUGCGGAAAGGGAGAAACGAGAAUCAGUCCAUCUAGAACCUGGGCCCGAUGAUACACGUAGACAUCUAUCUUAAAGUGCUUCUUAUUUCAGUGUGUUUAGAAGUAACGCGUAUGUGAUAUAUAUUAUAUGACGAGGUGUUUUCUAGAAGUUGAGAGAAAGGAGGAGAGAAAGCGAAAGAGCGAGAGCGACGGAGUAGGUGCGAUGGACGCGGCGAUGAACUCGACGAUCCUUUGUUCACAAGAAUUCACCGCUGCGCUUUCACCAACAAUCUGUCGAGCGUUUUCGCGAAAAAUUUGUAAAAUUUUUCCAUCGAGUUUUGUCCGACGCUUUUACCUUCGUUGUAUUCGUUCCUCUUUCUUCCUUUGCGUUUCCGUCUCGUCCCCGCUCGUCGGGUAUAACACCGAUUCUGUGAACAAUCGAGCGAGAGUGUCACGCCGCCUUCGUUCGUUUUUUCGUUGUUUUCUUUGUUCUUGUUCGACACGCACACUAUCACACCAAGUACACAGGACAACGGACUAGCGCGUUUGUUACGGCGUUUUUCUUAUCGCCGAUCCGUAUCGGUCAGCAAUCCGAUCGAUCGGCUGGUCUUUUUCGAUUGAGAAACGAAGGCUCGCCCGACACACGCCCCCUAAAACGGUAAGACUGAUAAGACUUCUUGGCCGGGCGGGCCCCUCCAUCCGUUUAUCGUUGUUAGAGUACCGUUAGAUCGGCAUCGACCAACACGGUUUCCUUUGUCGACAGUACAAAUUUUCAUCGCGUUUCGUACACGAUAUACGUUGGUCUUGUUUCACGAGCAGGCAACGCGGGCGCCCCGCCACUUCUUUCCCUAUGCUUGAAAACAAAAAAAAAAAAAAAGAAAAAAAUCAACGCAAAGGCCUGUGCGGUUUAUACACGUUCCUGGCAAAAUACUGUCGUUUGCAUGCGUCCGAGAACCUUGCGAGAAGGAGGAGGAUACAGGGCGCUGAGCAUCCUGCGCGUGAAACGACAGGACACGCUGACAAGAAAAAGGGGACUUGAUUCACACACUCAUACAUUACAUACACAUGCGCGCGCGCGCGCGCACACACACACACACACACGACACGUAAUACACGCGUAUACAUAAAUACACAAUCAGACGCGCGCGCACGUUGACGCAGAGCGCGGACAGCCGCGCGUUUCAAAGCUGCCAUGUAUUAUCGACCCGACACUUCUCGUCGUUGCAAAAUAUCUAAUUGUACCUCCGGUGUAGGUAGCGUAUUUUUAACGGCUUGUUUUCACUUGGGUCGGUCGGAGGGGAGCGGACGUUUUCUAAGUUUGAUACGAUAUUAAACGAGUUCGCGCUUUAUCCGUUUAAGGUUCUACUAAAUCUCUCCUAGUGUGAUCCUUUUCGCGAAUGGAAGACUCAGGCACGAUACCAAAGAUUAUUACUUAUAACUAAGCAUACUAACUCAACCGUUGCUCUUUGCGAUGGUGAUUGAACGUUAGAGGCGCACAAAAUAACAAAAAGAAAAAAUAUGAAAGGAAGUAACGUUUUAGGGAUUGCUGACCCCUCGCACAAAAUCGGACGCUCCCGAAGUUAACGUUCGAAAGCAACGCGCUCGAAUAACCUCGAACCGAACGGAUGGUUCAUCUUUUUUUUUUUUUUUUUCUUUCAGCCUUCUUUCGUCCCUCCUUUCGACGCGCGCGCUAACGUUCGUUUACUGAUUUUUCUACCAACCGUUAGCGAAUCGCAACGAUUCCUUCCUCCGUUGACUUCGUUGCCGCACGUUAUGUGUUCAUUGCGAGACUACGAAACCCAAUCGGUAGCGUCGUUUUACAAACGCUGUGGCGUUUCGCGCGUCGCUCGAAUCACGAUAUUUCGAUACGAUUUCUCGAUUGAAAGAGGGGCGAAAGAAGGGUUCGUCGAGUUUUUCAACGACGGCGUUGACGAUCCAGCAAUCGGGGGACACACCGAGAUCACGAUUCGAAGAAGGCGAAGGGAGAAAACGAUCGAAUCGCGCACGACGUUGGAAUCAAGUAAUGCAUGAAAGGAUGCGAGAGGAGAGAAAGCGUCGCGAUCGUUGCACGUUCGGAGAUAUUUUUCGUGACGGGGAUACCGAGUUAGCAGCGUGAUGAAACAAUAAGAGGAAAAUGGCAGGGAUAAUUGAAGGAGGGGGAGAGAAAGAGAGAUUGAAAUCAGAAUUUUAUGAUAUUCUUAACGAUAUUAUAAUCGAACGUUGAUACUUGUAAUAAGAGUUAAAGGGACAAAAAUAGGGAGGGAGACGUUAACAGAGAUUCGUGUUAAACGUGUUCAAAGGAACUCGCGCGUUCGUGUUGUUUAAGCCAAUAAGGAACGGAUUCCAUCCAAGAUAAAAAAAAAAAGAAAAAAACAAACAAAAA